Molecule: messenger RNA, 489 nt
Organism: Cooperia oncophora
Lineage: Eukaryota; Metazoa; Nematoda; Chromadorea; Rhabditida; Trichostrongylidae
Source: the annotation of a GenBank genome assembly
AUGAUAUCUUGUGGUGUUGCGCCAAUGUUCAUCACAGAGUGCAGCCCGAAAGAAUGCCGUGGAGUGACAUCGAUGAUAAACGGUAUACUACUCCAAGUCGCUCUUGUGGUGGGUGCCACACUGGCAAUGCCUCAACUAUUCGGAAGUGAAAAUGGCUGGUGGAAACUGUACGCUGCAGAAUUGGCUAUCACUGCAACUGUGAUGGCGCUUGUUCCAUUCAUCCACGAAAGCCCAGGGUAUCUCCACUCACGUGGUGAUGACAUUCGAAGCGAGCGUGCAUUACGAUUCUAUCACAACACAGACGGUGAAGAAUUGCGAGCGGCCAUGAAACAGCUGGACCAGUCCACGAGCGGAAUCCAAGUUAUCGGUCUUGUUUCGUUGUGGAAAGAUUCAGCAGCUCGCCGCGGAACACUAGUGGGUGCAGUUGUCGGGGUAGCAAUGGUGAUGAGUGGAAUAGCAGGUAUGAUGGAUGAUUCUUCGGUUUCUUAG